AACAACAACAACAACAACAAGGACAGCAACAAGUGCAACAGCAUUAGCACAGUCAGCAAAAAUAACAACCAAUUUUCCCAGACGUCAUCUAGCAAGCAGCAGCAUGCUAUGUCGACAAACAGCUCAGAUCUCUACGUCCGCCCGGCCAUUGGUGACUGGGACGUCCUUCUCUCCUUCAGCGCCGCCCUGAUCGCCGUCUUGACCGUCGGCUGCAACAUGCUUCUCCUCUGCGUCAUCGUCAAAAGUAGAGCGCACCAGACGCCUACGAACAUUUUCAUUGGUUCUCUUGCCAUAGGUGAGAUGCUGAUUGGUAUAUUCGGCAUCCCGUUUGCAGCAGCCAGUGUCAUCGCCCAUGAUUGGUUAUUUACUUUGACGACGUGCCGGGUCACUGGAAGCUUCCAUUUGAUUGGUCGUACUUCAAGUACUUAUAGUUUAAUGGCUGUGUGUGUUGACAGGUGUAUUGCAAUAAGUCGACCAUUAAAGUACCCGCAUAUGUUGACUAUAAAAUCGGCUACGGCUGUUUUAAGCUGUAUUUGGUUGCAGAGUGUGAUAGUUGCAUCUUUGCCUCUUGGCACUUGGGGGUCUUACAAAUAUGUGGCAACUUACUACCUAUGUAUCUUAGUCAGGAAUAUUGGUGAGCGCCAGCAUAUCACGAAAGAAAUAAUUUGUAGCUACAUUCCAGCAGUAGUUAUCAUCCUCUCCAUAUUGCAAAUCAUCAGAGAGAUCAAAUCACAUCACAGAAUAUUCACAGUUAUCCCCCUUCCUGUGGAAGUGGCUCCGGGGGACAUUAUCCCGGGAAUUGUUUCAGGACCUCGAGCUUUCAAUAGGAACACGUCUCGCGCUAUGAGAUCUUUGUUCAUUGUGACGUGUGGCUAUGCGCUCUUCUGUUUGCCUGUGACGGUCACGAACAUUGUGCACCAGCAGAGUUCUCGUUCCUUGCCCCCAGCUGUCGUCACGGCGAUUGUGUGGCUGUCCUUUCUUUGCUGCGUUAUCAACCCCAUCAUCAUCAUAUCACUCAACAGGAAGUUCAGAGAGCAG
This is a messenger RNA of Aplysia californica (California sea hare), 1038 nucleotides long. Its product is annotated as beta-2 adrenergic receptor-like. Gene Ontology annotation, molecular function: G protein-coupled receptor activity. Gene Ontology annotation, cellular component: membrane. The record is from RefSeq and is a predicted model, not a curated record. Gene Ontology annotation, biological process: G protein-coupled receptor signaling pathway. NCBI's taxonomy places the organism in Eukaryota, Metazoa, Mollusca, Gastropoda, Aplysiida, Aplysiidae.